Messenger RNA from Caenorhabditis angaria, 3448 nucleotides. The record is from the annotation of a GenBank genome assembly. NCBI's taxonomy places the organism in Eukaryota, Metazoa, Nematoda, Chromadorea, Rhabditida, Rhabditidae.
AUGUGGUGGACAAUGGCUGUGUCGGGCGGUUUUCUGCUAAUUGCACCAGCUCUACUGAUAUUUCUGAUUAUCAAAAAACCCUUUUUACAACUACCAAUUUAUAAUAAGAAGAAAAGGAAAAAGUGGUCUAGAAAGAAACCUAUCGGAUAUGGAUUUAUUGUAACUUGUGUGCUUCUUCUGAUUGCAUUUGUGGCCAUUUCUGUUUUGCAGUAUUUUUCGAUUGUUGAAGGUGAAGAAAUGAGUUUGAAGGAAAUGGAUCAAAUUGUUAAAGGUUGGUUGGGAAAAGUGUGAAAUUGAAAUCAAUUCAAAUUAUUUGCAGAUUCGGACACGAAAAUUCAAGCUGCCAAAAAGAGUUUGUCUCAAUUGGACUUCACAAUAUACGAUUCUGUGAAGAACAAUUUGGUGAAAAGCAAAAAUAUUGAAGAUUAUUUCAUAAAUCAAGCGAGGGAGUUAAACCAGGUAAAAUUUUUCGAGCCGUUUUUUCUUUAUUUGAACAUCACAUAAAAAAAAUAAUUUUUCAGAAGUACAGCGCUUUGACAUCAUUGAUAAAAUAUGGAAAAAUAUCCACAAUGAUCGCCAACUAUGACGUGCAAUUGGAAAACUCUUCAAGAAUUACCGGGUGCGAGCCAGAAGAUCGUUUAAAGCUUGAAUUGAAAGGUGUGUGGAGUGAUGCAGAGAAAUACAUAUCUGCUGUCGAAACAAAACUGAAUGAAAACAAAGAAGAGCAGAUUAAAAUAGAUUUAGAAGAAAUCAAUAAUUCUGCAAAAAGUGCACUCGACAGAGAUAAAGCAAAAUUAACAUCUUUCGCCAACAAUAUCAUGGUAAGCUAUUCAUAAGUCAUCUACAUUAAAAUAUAGUUUUUCUCCAGUUGACGCUUGAAAAAUGGAAGAAAUCGGUGGAAUCAUUGAGGACUUCGUUGAAGAAGCGAGUAACAAAAGCAGAGGUAAAUAAUUUUGUGUUUGAUUAAAAGUAUAGUGUGAGCAAAAAAUAAGUUUUGCUCGUUUGAAAGAGCAUGUUAUUAUAAUUAGUAGAAUCCUCGAAGGAUUUUUUCGUGGAAGCUUCUCAACUAUUAGAUCCAAGAUACAGUACUUAUGGACUUGAAAGUUUUUUCGAACUUUUUAAUUUUUGAAUUAAUAUUUGAGAAGCUUCCAGAAAAAAUCCUUCGAGAAUUAUUCCAAUUAGAACAUGCUUUUUCAAAUGAGCAUUACUAAUUUUUUGCUCAGACUUCACCUUUACAAGGGAACCUUUUUUACUCAACACUUCAAAUCAUGAUGAAAUUUGGUCCAUGGACAGCUUUUGGGACCAUAAGAACACCCUAAAAAUUUUAGUCUCCCAAUGGAGCUCUGAGCCAAGUUCUGGGCUCUCAAAAGUUCAAAAAUUGCCAAAAUUGGCUCAUAAAACACGUCAUAACUCAAUUUUCGAUCAUUUUUAUGAAAAACUGACAAGGAAUGAUCGAUUUAGUGAUACAGUGAUUCGAGCUGUGACUAGGUGGACUUUUGUCCAUAUCCAAAAGUAGGAAAAACCUCAAAGGGAUUUUGCAAGGCAAGGCUUUGUUCCCUGAUUCCGGGACCCCCUAAUUUUUUGUUCAGAAAAAUUUGAAAAAUGGCCUUCAUUUUCAAAAAUUCAUAACUCAGCUUAAACAUCAUGAAAAUGGACAAACUUUGGGCCAUUUUAAAGCUUUAAUGUGGAACUUUUAAAGGUACUACUGUUCCUAUUUUUCAGAUUUUUUUCAACUUAUGUAAAAAAUGAGAAAAAAAGGAAAAAAAUCAAAAAUUUUUUUUUUGUUUUUUUGUCAUUAUACGGGACCGGGCGGAGUAUGAGACCUGAUUUAAACUUUUCAGCGUCAAAAACUAUGUCUAGUACCAUAUUCCAAUGUAUCUAUAGUCAGCCUUUUCGGAGAGUUAUAAUACGAUUUUUAAUUGAAACGCAUAGAUUUUUUGUUGUUUUGAAACAGUUAAAUUUUUUAUCGCAAUAUUUUACUCGAAUCACUGUAUCAUUAAAUCGAUCAUUCCUUGUGAGUAGCAGAUGAUGAUCAGCGUGGUCGAUUUACCCAAAAAGCAUCAAUAAAUCGAAUUUUCAGAAAAAUUUUUGAUUUUGAAAAAAAAAGAAUGAGCAGGGGCACAUAUGAAUUUUCAUGAAUUUUCAGCCGAAAAAUAAAAAACUUCAAAAUUUUUCGAAAAAAUAUUUUUUAUUGAUUUACUUUUAGGUAAUCGACUAUGCUGAUCAAUAUCUGAAACUUCAUUUCUCCCAAAAAAAAUUUUGAAAUGGAGCUAUGAUGACUUUUAUGACCAUUUUUAGGCCUUUUUUGUACUUUUGAGAGCCCAGAACUUGGCUCAGAGGUCCAUUGGGAGACUGAAAUUUUUAGGGUGUUCUUAUGGUCCCAAAAGCUGUCCAUGGACCAAAUUUCAUCAAGAUUUGAAGUGUUGAGUAAAAAAGGUUCCCUUGUUAAAGUUAAAUGGCAAAGUAGGUACUUCAUAACAUAAGCCAUUUUACACAGUGAAACACCGUGUAAAAUGGCAAAAAUGGCCGGGAAAAAUAUGAAGUUUCAAAAUAUAUUUGCAGAUUCCAUUGAUGUUGUUUUGGAUAGUGGUUGCGUUCGUCUACAGUCCGAAUUUAUUGGGUUCUUUCGUAGUCAUAUGUUUCUGUAUUAUCAUCUUCAUUCAGCUUCGACAGAAAUACAAAAUAUUCAACUGUUUCGUAGUUUCAAUUAUUGCCGCUGCUCUGGGAACUUUGAUUUGCUUGUAUUUAUUCGGUGGAGAAGUCUUUCUUUAUGUUGUUGAUUCACAAAAAGAAGGACAACAAUGCACUUCGGAUACAGUUAGCUAUGACAUGUUCAAAUACGAUGUUCCUCAAUUUGUUGACUCUGCUCCAAAAAUCAAUGUUGAGAACAUCAUGAACACCUGCAAAUCAUCACAAAACUCAUUAUUUUCGAAUAUUGUUUCGAUUGAUAACAUCGAGUUGCAAAGCUACAAGAAGAAAGUCAUCGAUAAAAUAUCAGAGUAUAAAAAGUUUUGGAAUCUAUCUUUGCAUCCUAUAUCAACUUUGGAAGAUAGAGUGAAAGACAAUUCGAAAUAUCUUGCUAAAAUCAAGGAUACCUGCAUGCCAGAUUUUAAAGAGUUCAAGGAAAAAAUGAGUAAUUUUGAAAAUGCUUUGACAAAUUUUUACAAUACGGCAAAAGUUUUUUCAAAUUCUAUCAACUCACCAAUAAAUCUUGAAGAGGUUCAAACGGUUGCUCGAAACGUGAACGACGGAGAGAGCAAAUUGAACAGCUUGAGAUCAAUCAUCAACGUGAGUUGCGAAGGCAAAACCAACUUUUUGUAUUUAUUUGAGUUAAUUUCAGAACCAUGCGAAAGCCCACGAUCACAAAUGUUUGCCAAUCAUUGAAAUAUCCAAAAAAGGCGGCGAAUCAUCAAUGUGUUCAACAGGCAAUUAUCAUGGAUUCUGCUGA